ACAACUUCCUUAGAUUCUUGCUGAAAAAUUCGUCGAUUUCGCACAUAUUCCACCAAAAAUACACCAUUAGACUAUAUAUUCCACUUGUCUUAAUAUUGUGCAUAAUAAUUCGAUAAUCAAUAUUGAUGGCUCAGAUCCGUUCGUGGAUUGUUCAAACGAGGAAGAGGGUGAGGCAUUGAUUGCCGCUUCAACCUUCAAGCUGUGAGCCGGUGACCGUUAAGACAGCCGGAGCACAAAAUCCGAUGACGCACACAGGCGUCGCGUGCCUCCAUUGAUUAGCUCACCGACCCACCACCAAAGCAGCAGGCAACAAGUGGUGAGCGCCGUGCUCCGAUCCAGCGGGCAGCGGCGGCGCAGACACAGCCAGGCCAAGGCCCCGCGCCAGUAAACCACCCGCCACCAACAAAGGACACCCGCCGCGGCGAGCGGGAGAGAAGCAGCAAGCCACCAUGGCCGCCAGGGUGCGCCCGCUCCUCGCCGUCGCCGCCGUGCUCCUCCUCCUCUGCUGCUGCUGCUGCUGCUACGGCGGCGCGGCGGCGGACGCGGUGGCCGAGUCGUGCGACGCGAUCCGCGACUUCGUGGACGUCUCCUUCUGCGCGUCGCGGCUGCGGUCCGUGCCGGGCGCGGCCGCCGCGGACCGGCACGGUCACCUGCUCAUGGCCGCGGACCUGGCGGCCGCGAGCGGGGCCUCGGCGCGGGACGCCGCGGCGGCGAUGGCGCGCGGAGCCGAGGGGCCCGGCGGCGGCGGCGGCCCGGCCGCGCGGGACGCGCUGGAGGCGUGUGGGAUCCUGUACGGGGCGGCGUCGGUGCCCGCGCUGCGGCUCCUGCGCGGGUACGCGGCGGCGCGGAGCUGGGGCGCCGCGCGCGCGCUGCUGCCGCUGACCGGGCAGGCCGGGAUCGGGUGCGACGCCGCGCUCGCCGGCGCGGGGUCCGCGGCGGCCGCGGCCGGGAUGGCCGGAGCCAACCGCGAGUUCGACCAGCUCUCCACCAUGGCCACCGCGCUGCUCAACAAGGUCAGCUAGGCUAGGUAGGUGGCCGGGCCAGCGGCUCGCCGCGGCGCUGGCGCUGUGCUGUGGCAACUGCCAUGGCUGUUUUCUUCCGGUGUGUUGUGUCGUGUGGCAUGGCUGGCUGGAUUUGGAGGAACGGAUCAAUGUACCCAACCACUAAUUCACUGUGUUCUUGUUGCAUCGUAGUACAUUGGGCCCUGCCGCUGUUGGGGCUCGCCCUCCAUGGCAUGGCAUUCUUUGUGCAGUCUGAACAUUGCUUGAACUGUGAACUCUUCGCUGUUACAGCCA
Panicum virgatum (switchgrass) is the source of this 1295-nucleotide messenger RNA. RefSeq lists its product as uncharacterized. The record is from RefSeq and is a predicted model, not a curated record. The transcript has a single exon. The coding region runs from base 450 to 1022 and encodes 190 amino acids. NCBI's taxonomy places the organism in Eukaryota, Viridiplantae, Streptophyta, Magnoliopsida, Poales, Poaceae.